GGCGCCCAGAACCCUCCUUUCGGGCCACGCGGCGGCCGCGAGAGUCCGGGAGCGCUCAGGGGACAGAGAGGAAGAAGCGCGGUUAGAGGGGCCGGGGCUGUCGCUAUGGGGCUGGAGGCGGCGCGCGAGCUGGACUGCGCGGCGCUGGGCGCGCUGCUGCGGGAGCCGCGGGAGGCCGAGCGCACGCUGCUGCUCGACUGCCGUCCCUUCCUGGCCUUCUGCCGGCGCCACGUGCCUCCCGCCGGGCCCAUCCAGCUAACCGCCUCUCUCUUUCCCUGGCCUCUCUCUUUCCCUGUAGGCGGCUUCGACGACUUCCAGGCCUGCUGCCCUGAUCUGUGCUCCGAGUCCUCCGCCCCGGCCUUGUCGCCUGUUGGGGUCGAGAACAGCCGUUCUGACGCCAGGGCUCCCUUCUAUGACCAGGGCGGCCCUGUGGAGAUCUUACCCUACCUGUUCCUGGGCAGCUGCAGCCACUCCUCUGACCUUCAGGGGCUGCAGGCCUGUGGCAUCACCGCUGUCCUCAACGUCUCCGCCAGCUGCCCCAACCACUUUGAGGGCCUUUUCCGCUACAAGAGCAUCCCAGUGGAGGACAACCAGAUGGUGGAGAUCAGUGUCUGGUUCCAGGAGGCCAUAAGCUUCAUCGACUCGGUGAAGCACAGUGGAGGCCGGGUGCUGGUGCACUGCCAGGCGGGCAUCUCGCGCUCGGCCACCAUCUGCCUGGCUUACCUGAUCCAGAGCCACCGCGUGAGACUGGAUGAGGCCUUCGACUUUGUUAAGCAACGCCGGGGGGUCAUCUCCCCCAACUUCAGUUUUAUGGGGCAGCUGCUACAGUUUGAGACUCAGGUGCUGUGUCACUGAGGCAGGGCCGUACCAUGCUGGCUGCCCCAGGGCCACCGAGCUCCUCAGUUCAGGGAAAGCUGCCCCUUUCCUGGAAUUUGAAAAGCCCCCAGGUGGCGUUGCUGGGGCCGUGGGAAUGCUGGACUUUCUCACCUGGUGCUCUUCUGCUAGGCAUGAGGGCUGGUCCUCAUCCGGGAACCAGAAAGGAGGGCGUGUCUGCUUCCCCUCCCCGCUCUGUCUUCUGGCAGAAACUGACUGGACUCUACACCCAUGGAUUCUCAUUGGUCCCACCAUCGUGUUGAAGCCCUUGGCAGCCAGAGAGCUACAGGGGAACAAGCUGUGACAACCAGGAGCCCUGUCUGGGGGAGGGGGGUGGUCCACUACAGGCCCAGAGUCUGCGCCUUGAGCUCCUGGGGAGCUGGGCGUCAGGGAAGUGACGCGUCUGUGGCGUCCGGACCUCUGUGCUUACGUGUGCGCACGUGUGUCUGUGUGAGCGGUUGGCGCCUGUAUUGGCCAGGCGCUGGAAA
Suricata suricatta (meerkat) is the source of this 1361-nucleotide messenger RNA. It is a transcript of the gene DUSP2, whose product is annotated as dual specificity phosphatase 2. The record is from RefSeq and is a predicted model, not a curated record. Gene Ontology annotation, molecular function: protein tyrosine/threonine phosphatase activity; MAP kinase tyrosine/serine/threonine phosphatase activity. Bases 106 to 855 code for a protein of 249 amino acids. Gene Ontology annotation, biological process: endoderm formation; negative regulation of MAPK cascade; protein dephosphorylation. The transcript is spliced from 4 exons. NCBI's taxonomy places the organism in Eukaryota, Metazoa, Chordata, Mammalia, Carnivora, Herpestidae. Gene Ontology annotation, cellular component: cytoplasm; nucleus.